Molecule: messenger RNA, 489 nt
Organism: Calypte anna (Anna's hummingbird)
Lineage: Eukaryota; Metazoa; Chordata; Aves; Apodiformes; Trochilidae
Product: guanine nucleotide-binding protein subunit alpha-14-like
Biological process (GO): action potential; adenylate cyclase-modulating G protein-coupled receptor signaling pathway; phospholipase C-activating dopamine receptor signaling pathway
Cellular component (GO): heterotrimeric G-protein complex
Molecular function (GO): GTPase activity; guanyl nucleotide binding; G-protein beta/gamma-subunit complex binding
Source: RefSeq, a predicted model, not a curated record
AUGGGCGGCUGCUGCCUCUCCGCCGAGGAGAAGGAGUCGCGGAGCGUCAGAGCGGAGAUGGAGCGGAAGCUGCGCCGGGACAAGCGGGAGCUGAAGCUGCUGCUGCGGGGCACAGGAGAAAGUGGAAAGAGUAAGUUCAUUAUACAAAUGAGGAUUAUGCAUGGAUCAGGUUACACUGAAGAAGACAAGAAAGGCUUCACAAAACUGGUUUACCAAAACAUAUUUACUGCCCUGCAAGUGGUGAUCAGAGCCAUGGAUACUCUCAAGAUACAGUACAUAUCCAAAGAGAAUGAGGAGAGUGCUCAGACGAUCAAAGAAGUGGAAGUGGAUAAGGUGGUGGAAGUGAUGCUGGAAAGAAACCAAGUGGAAGCAAUCAAGAAGCUCUGUGAAGACCCCAGAAUUCAAGAAUGCUAUGACAGACAGAGCAAGUACCAACUGUCAAGUACCAGCAAAGUGAAUCAAAUGGAAGAAACCAAGAUAGAUGGCUGA